GGAAAAGUCAUCUUGAAUGGUUUCCUGAGAUGGAGACACCAAGACCCGGGAAGACUGUUGAAGGCCAUGGUCAGCAGGAGGUGUAAAUCCAUGCAGUCCACCUGUAGUCGGCAGUCUUCACCGUUUUAUGACAUUGUUUCCCUAGCUGCCUGAUCCCAAAUGCCGUCCUGGUCAGGUGAAGCAGAGAACAGUCACUCUACCAAGCUCAUACCUUGAUGGCCGUUCCAUGAAGCUAAGACUGGAUCUCUUCUCCCUGCCAUUCCCCCAAUGCCUGCUCUUUCAUGGUUGGUUUGGAGGCCUGUGCUAUGGCUUCAUCCUCCUCCGUCCCAGCCUCCUCCACUCAGUCCAAGAAGCCUCGAGACAAGAUAGCUGACUGGUUCAGGCAGGCUCUGUUGAAGAAGCCCAAGAAGAUGCCAAUCUCCCAGGAAAGCCACCUCAGUGAUGGUUCACAGACAGCCACACAGGAUGGUCUCUCACCCUCCAGCGGCAGUUCACCUCGGAGUCAUAGUUCAUCCCAGAGCCAAAGCUCAACCCCGAGCUGCAGUUCAGGAAUGUCUCCUACCUCACCACCAACACACGUGGACAGCAGCAGCAGCAGCAGCAGUGGCCGUUGGAGCAAAGACUAUGAUGUCUGUGUGUGCCACAGUGAGGAGGAUUUAGAGGUGGCCCAGGAGCUUGUCUCCUACUUGGAGGGUAGCAAAGCCAGUCUACGCUGCUUCCUGCAGUUUCGGGAUGCAGCCCCAGGUGGCGCCAUUGUUUCUGAGCUAUGCCAGGCGCUGAGUGGUAGUCACUGCCGCGUGCUGCUCAUCACCCCAGGCUUCCUUCGGGACCCCUGGUGCAAGUACCAGAUGCUGCAGGCCCUGACGGAAGCCCCAGGGUCGGAGGGAUGCACUAUACCCCUGCUAUCCGGCCUGACCAGAGCCGCCUAUCCACCGGAACUCCGAUUCAUGUACUAUGUGGAUGGCAGAGGCCAGGAUGGUGGCUUUUAUCAAGUCAAGGAGGCUGUUAUACACUAUCUGGAGACACUAAGUUGACACUUAGAGCUUUCAUGAGGAAAACUGGAAAUAGUUCACAGCCAUCGUUAGUCCAGUAAUGGCAGGAGGCAUCAGGAGCCAGAGCCAGCUGCAUUCUCUUCAUGACACAGGAUCAGAUUGCCACCAGCUUCCAUUACUGAGGGCUCUACAGAACUGCCAGGCAGAAGAUGGGGCCCACCCCUGAAAGGAGACCAGGAAGAAGAUGGGGACUCCCCAAGAAGGGCAGGAGGAAGUCAGGGACUCUCCCCAGGAAGACCACAAGGAAGUCAGAAAUUCAAGUUGUCAAGAGACUAUGCUAUCAGGAAGGUCAGCAGUCUUGUCUGCUGCUUAACUGGAUAGGAAGCUGACACACGGCUGUGUGCUUUCCCUGGCAUCAGGCACUGGGGGAACAGGUACCACUCCUCAAGAGGGAUGAGCCUGACAUUGCCCAGGGAAGCUGAGAAGAGGUGGCAAGUGUCCGGUCCUCACACAUACACACUACUGCUCUCUUUCCCAGAGACAUCGACUCACUUCACAAAGCCGGAUAACACAUUCAGCCCCACACUGAAUUUCACCUAUUGAAAAAAUGUUAUUAAAAAUGCAAUCCUAGGGGCUUCAGAGAUAGCGGCUCAGGGGUUGAGAACUCUUACUGCUUUUGCAGAGGAUCCAGGUUCAAUUCCCAGGAUUCACAUGGCAAUUCACAGCCUUAUCUAUAACUCUGCUUCCAGGGGAUCUGAUGCCUUCUCUGACCAGGAUCUCCUGGGGCACUGGGUACACAUGUGGAACACCUAUAUAGAUGCAGGCAAAACAAUCAUACACAUAAAGAACUGUUUUUUAAAAAUUAGAAAUGCAAACCUAGGACUGUAGAUGGAGUCCAUGGUAGAACACUUGCUUAGCAGGCCUGAGGGCUUGGAUGCUACCUCCAGCACCACCAAAAGAAAGAAGCAAGCACAGACCCGGAAACGGCUCUGAAUACAUAAACAGGUAGGGAGAAGGGAAGCCAGGGUGUGGGGCUCAGCUGGAUCAAAACCAACAGAUCAUGGGACACCUGGGCCCUCAGACAUCUGCUAGAGCCCAUGUUUCACGGUACCUGGCUUUAUGUUGAACCGAGAGGAACCGAUGUUCUCAAGCUAGCACCAGAGUGCAUUCCCAGGGAGAGGCAAGGUGUUGCCUGUGUUCUCAAUAGGAACAGAAACAUGGUCAGCUGAAUGUCCUUGUCUCCCCUGGCGUGUACCUUGAGCCUCUUUUUUUGACACAUCCUUUUACUAAAAAAAUGUUUUUAAAUCACGGGUUCCUUUCUUUCUUCCUUCCUUCCUUUCUUUCUUUCUUUUUUGUUACAUACAAAACAUCUAAAGAAUACCAUACCAUACUCAUGCACCUACUGCCUAACGUAAGAAAACCUUAUCACUAAUAUGCUUGUUUCCUUUGUGUCCUGAAUUCCAGGCCCUUCAAGUUUCCUAACAAAAAUAACCAACUAUUCUGAGUCUUGAAUUAUUUUGAGCUGUUCUUUGUUUUGUUUUUUAAAGAUUUAUUUAUUAUCUAUGUAAGUACACUGUAGCCGUCUUCAGACACACCAGAAGAAGGCAUCUGAUCCCGUUACAGAUGGUUGUGAGCCACCAUGUGGUUGCUGGGAUUUUAACUCAGGACCUCUGGGAGAGUGAUCUUAACCACUGAGCCACCUCUCCAGCCCAUUUUGAGCUUUUCUAUAUGAAGUUUCCAUAGAUGUAUGCUACCCGGAAACAUUUGAUUUUAUGAUUUUAUCUUCUAUACAGAUUGCAUCAUGUGUGUUUCCUUUGUUUGACAUGUUUGCAAGGUGUGUCCAUGUUGCUGUGUCACUUGUGGGUUUCCUUUUGUUUAUGUAAAUCAGCAGUUUUCCACCCUUUGGGGUGGAACGGGUUGCAUAUCAGAUAUCCUCCAUAUCAGAUAUUUACAUUAUGAUUCAUAACAGUACCAAAAUUAUGGUUAUGAAGUAGCAAUGGAACUAAUUUCAUGAUUGUGGUCAAACUACAUGAGGAACUAACUGUAUUAAAGGGUCACAGUGUUAGGAAGGUCUCAACUACUGCUUUAAGAUCACCUUAAAGUGAAUUCCAGGGACUUCCUCUCUAAAUUUUUAGUUACAAACCUGUAAUUCAUGAGGUUUGGUUUCUUUCUUUUAACCAUGAGCUUACUUUUUUAUGUGCAUUGGUGUUUUACAGGAAUGUCAGAGUGAGUCAUAUCCCCUGGAUCAGGAGUUACAGACAUUCGUGAGCUGUCAUGUGGGUGCUGGGAAUUGAACCCAGGUCCUGUAGAAGAACAGCCAGUGCUCUCAUCUACUGGGCCUUCUCUCCAGCCCUGCAUAGUAUCUUUUAAAGCUAUAUUUUCCUCAUAAUAUAAGAUACUGCCCAUGAAGCUGUCAUCAUUGCUUUCUGUGUCUUACAAAGGCCUUCCUGUCUUAUUCCACAUUUUCUUCUACAUUCAGUCCUGAAAAGAAGUUGAUCUCAUUUUCUGCCAAAGUGUUUCUGUUCACAUCUAGACCUUUCCUCUAGUCGAGUUCUUGCUGUUUGUCCGUUUUCUGUUUUUGAUUUUUUAAAAAUGGUAUGUAGCCCAAACUGACAUCCUCCUCAUUCAGCUUCCCGGAUGCUGGACUUUUUUUUUUUUUUUUUUUUUUUUUGUUCUUUUUUUCGGAGCUGGGGACUGAACCCAGGGCCUUGCGCUUCCUAGGCAAGCGCUCUGCCGCUGAGCUACAUCCCCAGCCCCGUCUUGUAAGCAGUAUAAACUGCCGUGCCUAGCGUAUUCUUGGUUGUCAGGUUAAAAUCAAUUCCUUUAUCUUAGUGUCCGCCCCGCCUGUCCUCACUGGUAUCUGCGAUUUUUCUGUUUGUUUGAGACAAGAUCUCACUAUGUAUCCCUGGCUGGCCAAGAAUGCACAAUGCAAACAGACUGGCCUCAGUCUCAGAUCUGCCUGCCUCUGCCUCCCCAGCGCAGUGCAUCAGCACGCCCGUAGACUGCUGCCGUGUGCUGUCAUGUGAACACGUCCAUUGCUGGUUCUCUAGGCUCUUUCAGGUAUACCCUGUGUUAGUGCCAUGGCAUCCUUUCAAAAGCUUUAAUGCCCUGCGGGCCAGUUCUUCCCACCCGUCUUGUUCAUCGUCUAAAUCAUUCUGCCUUUUCUUAAUUCUUACCUUUCUUUCUGUGUUGUUUAUUCAUAUACUUCCAGGUUCCGGGGAAAGUGUAUUUUUCUUGGAGUUGUAUUCAGUUAUGGAUUUGACUAGGAAGAAGAGGUACUCUCGUGAUAAAGCCUUCCUAUUCAUAAGGGAGCAUCACCACUUAGGUCCUUAAAUGUAUUUCAGUAAAUUUGAAUAAUACUUUU
Rattus norvegicus (Norway rat) is the source of this 4356-nucleotide messenger RNA. RefSeq names its product TIR domain containing adaptor protein (gene Tirap). Gene Ontology annotation, cellular component: cytoplasm; membrane; plasma membrane. Gene Ontology annotation, biological process: signal transduction; regulation of innate immune response. Gene Ontology annotation, molecular function: identical protein binding; Toll-like receptor 4 binding; Toll-like receptor 2 binding. NCBI's taxonomy places the organism in Eukaryota, Metazoa, Chordata, Mammalia, Rodentia, Muridae. The record is from RefSeq and is a predicted model, not a curated record.